This is a messenger RNA of Magnolia sinica, 2747 nucleotides long. RefSeq names its product endoglucanase 6-like. NCBI's taxonomy places the organism in Eukaryota, Viridiplantae, Streptophyta, Magnoliopsida, Magnoliales, Magnoliaceae. The record is from RefSeq and is a predicted model, not a curated record. The coding region runs from base 288 to 2180 and encodes 630 amino acids. Gene Ontology annotation, molecular function: hydrolase activity, hydrolyzing O-glycosyl compounds; carbohydrate binding. Gene Ontology annotation, biological process: carbohydrate metabolic process. The transcript is spliced from 9 exons.
GUCUCCACUCACUCUCUCUCUCUGUAUCUCAUCUUUGGUGGGUUUAUCAGAAGUUUUAGCUGAUAAACCAAACCCUCAUUGUCAUUUUCUCCAAAAUCCCUCUGCUGUUUUCAGACCCCUCUCCGCAGAGGAUUAAUGACUUUUGCUUCUGGGAAUUAAGAGCUCUUGCAUUUCCUUAUCUGUUCUGUUGCAGAGCAUUUCUGUAUCUCAUCUUUCUUUGAUUUUCUCCUUUCUUCCCCUCUUUUUUGGGGCUCUGCUUCUUGUUUUGGAGUUGGGUUUUUGUUAGAAUGGUUCAGAAGCCCAUUUCAAUGGCUCCUUUUCUGCUGCAAGCUCUGUUCUGCUUGCUGCCCUUGGCUUCUGCUGGCCAUGACUAUGGUCAGGCUCUUAGCAAGAGCAUUCUCUUCUUCGAAGCUCAGAGAUCUGGGUUCCUUCCCCACAAUCAGAGAGUGAAUUGGAGAGCUGAUUCUGGCCUGCAUGAUGGAAAAGCUAGUGGGGUUGAUCUGGUGGGAGGGUACUAUGAUGCAGGGGACAAUGUGAAAUUUGGACUGCCCAUGGCAUUCACCAUCACCAUGAUGUCUUGGAGCAUAGUCGAGUAUGGUAAGCAGAUGGCUGCAAGUGGAGAGCUGGGCCAUGCCAUGGAUGCCGUUAAAUGGGGAGCUGAUUAUCUCAUCAAAGCCCAUCCCGAGCCUAAUGUCUUGUAUGGAGAGGUGGGCGAUGGAAUUACCGACCAUUACUGCUGGCAGCGGCCGGAGGACAUGACGACGGACCGUCGCGCCUACCGGAUUGAUACGAACAAUCCAGGGUCCGACCUCGCUGGAGAAACUGCGGCUGCGAUGGCCGCUGCCUCUCUCGUUUUCCGGCAUUCGAAUCCGGCGUACGCCGGCGAGCUGCUCAACCAUGCCAAGCAGCUUUUCGAAUUUGCGGACAAAUAUAGAGGAAAAUACGACGGCAGCAUAACGGUGGCGCGGAAAUACUACGGUUCUUUCAGCGGAUACGCCGAUGAAUUGCUUUGGUCCGCCGCGUGGCUGUAUCAGGCGACCAACGACCAGUACUAUCUGAACUAUCUUGGAAAUAACGGGGAUUCCUUGGGUGGGACCGGGUGGGCCAUGACGGAGUUCGGCUGGGAUGUAAAAUACGCCGGGGUGCAAGUUCUCGUCUCCAAGUUCCUGAUGCAAGGAAAGGGAGUUCAUUACUCGUCGGUAUUCGAAAAAUACCAGCAAAAGGCAGAGUAUUUCAUGUGUUCUUGCCUUGGAAAGGGCAGCCGGAAUGUCCAAAGAACGCCCGGUGGACUUCUUUUCCGCCAGAGGUGGAAUAACUUGCAAUUUGUAACUAGUGCUUCAUUCCUACUAACUGUCUACUCUGACUAUCUCUCCUCGUCUGGGAGAGGCAUACGGUGCAACGCUGGGAACGUUGCGGCCUCCGAGCUUUUGUCGUUCGCCAAAUCUCAGGUGGAUUACAUACUCGGCGACAACCCAAGAGCUACAAGCUACAUGGUCGGAUAUGGAAGCAACUACCCACGACAAGUUCAUCACCGUGCUUCUUCUAUAGUCUCGAUUAAGGUUGAUCCUACAUUCGUGAGCUGCAGGGGAGGUUACAAUACUUGGUAUGGUAAGAAGGCGAGCGAUCCCAACCUCCUUGUCGGUGCAGUCGUCGGUGGACCUGAUGCCUAUGACAACUUUGCUGAUGAGAGAGAUAAUUAUGAACAGACGGAACCUGCAACUUACAACAAUGCUCCUCUUCUUGGUAUACUGGCCCGCCUUGAUGGCGGCAAUGGCGGACUCAACCAACUCCUCCCUGUGGUGGUUCCAAGUCCUGUGCCAGUGAACCAUCAACCGAAUCCCGUGCCUCAACCCAAACCCGAACCAUCACCUGCUCCAGCAGCUAAAGGUUUUUCUCCAAUAAAGAUCACGCAAAUGGAAACGGCAUCAUGGACUGCCAAGGGAAGAACUUACUACCGAUAUUCCACAGUGGUGACAAACAAUUCCGCCAAGACAGUGAAGGACCUCAAGCUCUCAAUUGCUAAGCUUUACGGUCCACUGUGGGGGCUUUCAAGGUCCAGUGGGGCCUAUGUAUUCCCGAAAUGGGUGGACUCUUUGCCAGCCGGCAAGAGCCUGGAGUUUGUGUACAUCCAGUCUGCCUCACCGGCCGAUGUCAGUGUCUCUAGCUACACAUUGGCUUGAGAGGGGGCCCAAACACGAGAGUUGUGCAGUUAAACAGUACAGUACACGUCUUUUUUUUUUUUUUUUGUGUGGGUUUGGUUAGAGUGUUAGUUUAACUUAGGUUAAAUGAAUAAAUAUGAAGGUUGGGGGAGAAAAGGAGUGAAGAGACAGAAAAGUGAGUGCUCAUCCUCUUUUCUCCCCCACAUCAUUAGUUUAUAGAGAGAUGGAAAGGGAGAUUGAGAGAAAGAUGGAAUGUUGGGAGAUGAAGGGCACUUCCAACUGAUUUGAGAUGGUCUUUUGUUUAUUGUAUCAAACUGCCGACAGUUUCGUGUACUGAUGUUGUAAGCUUGCAUUUUUUUCCCCUUUUUUUCCUACAUAGAUAUACACUGUAAUGAACUGCUUCUGUUUGGUUUGUAAGGAAGAAAGGAGUUGGAAUCUCUCCUUCCUAUGUCAGUUUGUAAUGGGCACUGUUUGAUUGCAAAGAAAAAAAGGAGUUGGAAUCUCUCCUUCCUAUGUCAGUUUGUAAUGGGCACUGUUUGAUUGCAAAGAAAAAAGGAGUUGGAAUCUCUCCCUCCUGUUUUAGUUUGA